AUGGCACCAGAAUCCAGAGAACAUAAUCUAAGGAUUAAAAAGCCUAAGGGGUUGUGGCUGAGAAGAUGGAGCCGCCAGCCGGCAGGAACCCCGUUGUCCCGGGCAUUUGCUGACCUUAUUCCCAGAGUGUCCCAGGAGAAUGAUAUAUUAGAUUUCCUGGGGAAGAGACCACAUCGUAAGCACCCAGGGGUCUUACAUUUGUCCCAAGUGCAGCUGCCACAAGCCCUGGUCACCGCAGCCCAACGACUCGUGCAAGAAAGCUCUAUACCCAACAUAGAGAAGCAGGUUCAGACACUCACCAACUAUCUCUGGAGUCGAAAGCUUCCUACAGAACCUGAGGAGCUACGCAAAAAAGCAAUACAGCUGGAAAAUAAACUCCAGGAUACAGGGUCAUUACAGUCAGAGAAACAGCUUCGUGGAGCUGUGUUGAGUGCCCUACGCAAAACUAUUUACCUUUGGCAAAAACUGAGCUAUGAUGAAAGGUUGAGCCUAGUAUACAUGGCAGCACGACUAGAUGGUGGCUUUGCAGCUGUUUCCAGAGCUUUCCACGAGAUCCGAGCUCGUGUUCCAGACUUUAAGCCACAAACUUUGAUGGAUUUUGGCUCAGGCACUGGUUCUGUUACUUGGGCUGCUUAUGAUACCUGGGGCCAGAGCCUUCAUGAAUAUUUGUGCGUGGAUAGCUCAACUUCCAUGUUGGCCUUGGCAGAAAGGCUUCUGAAAGGUGGCUUAGAUUCUGGGAAACCCCAUAUUCCAGGAGUCUUUUUUAGACAGUUUCUCCCAGUCUCACCAAAGAUACAAUUUGAUGUGGUGGUGUCUGCUUUCUCCCUAAGUGAAUUACCCAGCACGGCUGAUCAAACCGAAGUCAUCCAAACUUUAUGGCGUAAGACAGGCCAGUUCUUGGUUUUGGUGGAGAAUGGAACAAAAACUGGACAUCAUAUCCUCAUGGAUGCCAGGGACCUAGUCCUUAGGGGACCAGAGAAAUCUCCCAUAGACCAUCGACCUGGACAUGUCUUCGCUCCAUGUCCCCAUGAACUUCCCUGCCCCAAGCUAGCUGCUUCCCCACCCCAGGCCUGCAGCUUCUCCCAAGCAUACAGCACCAUCCCUUUUGGUUGGAACCAUAGUCAUAAGGAGGAGAAGUUCUCUCUGGUUAUACUAAGCCGGGACCUUCAAGGGGAGGAUCAUCGAUGGGCCCGUCUCACCCAGCCUGUCCUUAAACGGACACGCCACGUACAUUGUCACUUGUGCUGCCCUGAUGGGCAUCUCCAACAUGUGGUUACUGCCCGACAACAUGGCAGACACUUAUAUCGCUGUGCUCGUGCUAGUACCUGGGGAGAUUGCUUGCCUUUGACCACUUCACCUGAAUUUCCUCCAUCCCCUGUUCAAGAUCCUUCUGAUGACUGACAAGAGAUCUUAGGAAUGGUUGGCUGACACCUCCCCGGUUUUGCCUUCCUUGCCAAAAACAAUGCAUCCCAAGGAUUCAUGAUAGGGGUGCCAAGUACCCUCUGACUUUUUAAUUGAAUUGUUUUAUUUUUUUUAAAAUAGAAAAAAAGAAUUAGUGUUAUGCUUAGCA
Molecule: messenger RNA, 1570 nt
Organism: Trichosurus vulpecula (common brushtail)
Lineage: Eukaryota; Metazoa; Chordata; Mammalia; Diprotodontia; Phalangeridae
Product: methyltransferase-like protein 17, mitochondrial
Exons: 2
Coding region: 1-1401 (466 amino acids)
Biological process (GO): translation
Cellular component (GO): mitochondrial small ribosomal subunit
Molecular function (GO): methyltransferase activity; structural constituent of ribosome
Source: RefSeq, a predicted model, not a curated record